ACUAUAAUGUUUCAAAACAAGAAAAAGAAGAUUGUCAUUAGUAACGUACUUGAAGAUGUUCACCCCAAAGACAACUCAAACUUUCUUUCACACUUCUUCUUUUGUUGGCAGCUACAAACCCUCUUCAAGGUUUCGAAAAACCGAAACGUUGACGAUAAGUUCACAAUCCCGGUAGAAGCACAAGAGUCACGACAACUAGGAGAAAAAUUUGAAAACACGUGGAAUCGGGACAAGAACCCUUCACUGAUGAAAACCUUGGUAAAAAUGUUCGGGCUCGAGUUUGCGUUGUGUGGUUUAAUUUACUCGAUUCCUGAGUUGUUGUCAACGUUUCUGCAGCCGGUGUAUCUAGGUAAAUUAUUAGAGUACUUUUUACACGAAACACCAACUACCCAAAACCAGGCCUUCGUCUAUGGACUAAUUAUUGUAACAUCUGUGGUUCUUCGGGUACUCAGUUUCCAAUUCUACAUGAUGGAAGCGUACUCCAUUGGUUUGAAAGUACGCACAGCGUGUUCUUCUCUCAUCUACAGAAAACUCCUCAGGUUUAAAAUUUUGACCAAACAGAAAAUUGCUUUAGGACAACUUAUCAACAUGUUGUCUAAUGAUGUUGAAAAGUACGAAUUUGCAACCGGUUUUUUUCACCGCAUGUGGAUUGCCGUGUUAAAACUAGCUAUAGGUACAACUCUACUGUCAUUAUCGUCUGGUCUAAAAGGAGUUGCCGGAAUCGCAGUACUAGGACUCAUUAUUUUCUUCCAAUGUUUCGUAUACAAAAUAGCCGCAACUCUUAGAACACAAAUAGUUAAAGAAAGAGACACCCGGAUAUCUCUAAUGAACGCCAUUAUUUUUAGAAUGCAAGCAAUCAAGAUGUACGUUUGGGAAAAACCCUUCGCACAGUUGGUACAAGCAGCCAGAAAAGCCGAACUUGAUCACAUCUCUAAACAGAGCUACAUUUUCAACGAAAACUUCACCUUCUUCUUCUACGUUAACAAAAUAUCCAUCUAUGUGUUCAUUUUGUUAUUGAUUGUUAGUGGUACCCCUCUAGAUCCAAAAGUUGUCUUUAUGACCAUGAAUAUUUACAAUUUACUUAUUUUGGCGGUCAAAGAUUUGAUGAUUGGGGCGAUUCCGUUGUCAGAAAUGAAAGUGUCGACGGGGCGGAUUCAAAAAUUUUUAUUCUUGGAUGAAGAUCAUGACGAAAACCCAGAAACUAAUCUGGGGGACUAUAGAAUAGUCGCGAGGAAAGUGGCAGCUAAAUGGGACCCACUAGGUGACGUGGGGUUGACUAAUAUAGAUUUUAAACUCCGAAGGGGUGAAUUGGUAGCCCUUGUAGGUGCUAUUGGUAGUGGUAAAAGUUCUUUAAUUUAUACAAUUUUGAAAGAGUUGCCUAUUUCAAGUGGUACUUUGUCUAGCGAGGGUUUAAUAUCGUAUGCACCACAAACUCCAUGGGUGGUUCCAGGAAGCAUCCGAGACAAUAUUACUUUUGGGGAAAGGUUCGACAACCAGAAGUAUCUCAAGGUUCUUAGAAUGUGUGCUUUAGAACACGACAUAUCUCGGUUACCACAUGGAGACAACACAUUAGUAGGAGAAAGAGGAACCUCGUUGAGCGGAGGUCAAAAAGCUAGAGUUAGCUUAGCACGAGCUGUAUAUAAAGACGCAGACAUCUACCUUCUAGAUGAUCCUCUAGCGGCUGUAGACACAUCUGUAGCCCAGACAAUUUUCACCCAGUGCUUUCUCAACCACCUAAAACAUAAAAGCAUAAUCCUGGUCACGAGCCAGUUGAAAUUUUUGAAAAACGUAGACAGAACAUAUGUUCUAGAAGACGGAAAAAUCAAAGAUUGUGGAAUAUAUGAAGCUCUAGUUGACGCUUCGUUACAAAAUGAAUCUAGAAUGUCGCAAACUUCUGAAACCAAGUUAGAAAAGUACACCAAACAGUCCGAAGUUAAAGAGGACGUUGGUAAUAGCACUACCAACACAUACAAAACUUAUUUGUUUCUUGGAAAACCCAAGCUCUUUAUUUAUUUGCAGUUGUUCCUUUUCGUCACGAGUCAAGCUUUUCUUAAUGGGUCAGACGUGUUUUUAUCUUUCUGGAUUAAUUUUAAAGGACCUUCCAGUGCUAACGAGUACAACCGUUUGUACAUAUAUAGCGGAUUUGUGUUGGUUGCGGCGCUUCUGUACCACUUCACCUCUUGGAGUUUUACAAAAUGUUGCAAGCAGUCAUCCAUAAAACUACAUGACACACUCUUCAACAAAAUUUUACAUUGUUCGAUGAAAUUUUUCAGUGACCAUGAUUCUGGACGAAUUAUCAACAGAGUGUCAAGGGAUAUGGCAAUCGUGGAUGAGUAUGUUCCUAUAUAUAUGUAUCAAACCAUCCGACUAUUGUGUGUUUUGUUGGGGGUUUGUUGCGUAGUGAUUGUCAUGAACUACUACGUAAUUUUUCCAACGGUAAUCCUGUGGGUGAUUUUUUGCUACUAUUUACGAAAUUUCCAACCCGGGCUCAACAGUCUCAAAAAAAUUGCAGUCACACGAAAAAGUCCGCUUUUUACUCACGUGGUUGCUACUAUGGAAGGCUUGACGACGAUCAAAGCACUAAAAGCUCAAACUCAUUGUCUGUCGAAAUUUGAAGACCACCAAAACCGUUAUAACUCAAUCGGGUAUUUGUAUCAAUCCCUGUAUCACGCAUUCAACUUCUGGAUUGAUUUUGCCUGCAUGCUGUACAUAGCGGUGGUCAUUUUUUGUCUAAUAAUCGUCAAACAAGAUGGAUUAGUUGGAAAUGUGGGAUUAUCAAUCACGGAAACAUUAUUACUGAUUGCGUCUGUUCAAGCCACCAUGAAAUUCUACAACGAUCUUGAUCUACAAAUGAUUUCAGUAGAACGGGUGGCUGAAUAUGGUGACCUGAUUGUAGAAGAGGACGAAGGCACUCUCAUCCCUCCACCAUCGUGGCCCAGUGCAGGCCAAAUUCAAUUCCAAUCCUUGUCCAUGCGAUAUUCACCCGAAAAACCCUACGUUCUCAAAAAUAUAACCAUCGAAAUCCAACCUGGUGACAAAAUAGGCAUCGUUGGUAGAACUGGUGCCGGAAAGUCGUCCCUCAUUUCCACCCUUUUUCGUCUAUACGAUUUCGAAGGAACCAUCUACAUCGAUGGUGUUAACACCAAACUCAUACCUCUGAGUACCCUUCGAACUAAAAUAGCAGUGAUUCCGCAAGAUCCGGUUCUCUUCGCCGGUACCAUUCGUACUAACUUAGAUCCACUUGAAGAGUUCACCGAUAACCAACUAUGGAGUAGUUUGGAGGAAGUGAAUUUGAAAACGACAAUUUCAAAUCUGCCUUCAGGUUUAGACAGUCCUAUUUUGGAAAGUGGUUCCAAUUUUAGUGUAGGGCAAAAGCAAAUUUUGUGUUUGGUGAGGGCCGUCUUGAAGAGGUCUAUGGUGGUGGUUCUUGACGAAGCCACGGCUUUUGUGGAUUUGGAAACUGAUAAGUUGAUUCAAGCUACUAUUAAGAAACGGUUUCAACAAUCAACGGUUUUGAAAAUCGCUCAUAGGUUGGACACUGUGAUGGAUUCGAACAAGAUUUUGGUGAUAGAUGAUGGGUGUGUUGUGGAAUUUGGGAGGGCGGAGGAGCUUCUGAGAAAUAGUGAAGGGUACUUGUAUAAAUCUGUGUAUGAAGGUUGAUUAAGUUGUGCUAUGUAGUGCAGGGUUAAUAAAAUAAUGUAAAUAUAUAUGAAUGAAUGAAAA
Zophobas morio is the source of this 3723-nucleotide messenger RNA. RefSeq names its product probable multidrug resistance-associated protein lethal(2)03659. Gene Ontology annotation, biological process: transmembrane transport. Bases 7 to 3660 code for a protein of 1217 amino acids. NCBI's taxonomy places the organism in Eukaryota, Metazoa, Arthropoda, Insecta, Coleoptera, Tenebrionidae. Gene Ontology annotation, cellular component: membrane. The record is from RefSeq and is a predicted model, not a curated record. Gene Ontology annotation, molecular function: ATP hydrolysis activity; ABC-type transporter activity; ATP binding. The transcript is spliced from 6 exons.